AUGUAUUUCGACAGUGAGUCACCCGAGCCGUCAAGGACUAGCAAAUACAGAGAGCCGAGACUCCAGGGCACCCUCGCUAGGUCCAACUCAAAUCAGAUCCCCCAGUUCAUUCUAGAUCUCGAUAACGACUACAUCCAUGCAAACCGCCACAUAUUAGAAUUGCACGGCAACCCCAAGGAGGUCCUCUGCCACCAAGAAUCUCCACUUCGAAACUCUGUCCCAUUCAGCGUUCCAGAUGAUCUGUUCAAUGAAUUGUUUAUCGACAACACCAGGUUCUCAACACCUCGUCGGGGAUGGCAAAAUGCUCAGGAUAGGCUAUCCGAGAUCCUAGACUGCCCAGCAGCCCUUGAGUCAUGUGCAAGAUUUUACGUCGAUAUCUAUCGGCAUGAAUGCUACCCGUCUCUGCAGGGACCUGGAUCUCCUAAUUCCACGGCCGCCUCGGGAGGUGUAAUGAUUCACCCCAAUGUGACGAUUAAAUACCGAUAUAUGGGCGAAAAGCUCGUCCCAAUUGAUACACACAAUGAACUAGAAGAGCAAACCGAUGCCCCGACUGCUUUGGCGGACUUGUUUGUUGACGUUCUAACCUCCAUGCCCAACCUGCAGACAAUCGAAUGGAAAGGCCCUGAAGGGACUUUCCAAGGGGAAUAUUUUGAGAAAAUGUUCACCGAACGCCGGCUUUCGUUGCCAGCUGUCAAAAAUAUGCACCUGCGGUCAAAUUUUAUAUUCCUCGCCGCUAUGGCGCCCAACCUAGAGUCGCUAACAUACGAUCCGGUUCUGUCUCCACGUCAAUCGCAAGAAAGGUACCGGAAACAGGUGCUGGAAAUCAUAUCAGACCUACCAAGUUUGAAGAGCGUCCGACUGCAUUCUUCCUGGGACGAGCGUGAUUUCCUGGAACUGUACAAGGCAGUACCAAGAUUAGAAAGACUGGAAAUUGAUGGUAAGGUGGAUUUCGUGAGCUUUUAUUACUGGAGGUACCCAUCUUACCCAGAGGGACAUAAACUAAAAGCAAAUCCAUCGCACAUAGGAAUGCAUGUCGAGCCGUUGGAAGGAUAUGAUGUCGCCUACAUGGGGGUUCUUGGUGCUAAGUUCGGGAGAUAUGAGGCGUUCGGGCAUAUACAAAAAACGGAACAAGCUGCAAGAAUCGUUCUCAAGCAGUUGCCGAAUCUUGAAAGGCUUUGCAUUGGAGGAACAUGUACAAACCUGACCGAUGGCAAGGCGAUUCGUUGGCCUUGGUCUGGGCGCGUACGCGAAUACCUACUCAGCAAAUACGGCAGGUGGAACUCCGCGGUUCGGGGGAAAAUGCUGGUUGAGGAUCCCAAUGGGCCUGUUUUGCUCACAAGUGAAGAAGAUAAAAGAUGGUUAGAGGCUGGUAAAGAGCCUGGGGAUUUGGAACUCAUCAGGAUGGAUCGUGAUUCGUUGUUUGCUUGGAGCGCCAGGAACAGUUGCGAGAUCGUCAUUGAAUGA
Messenger RNA from Clonostachys solani, 1464 nucleotides. NCBI's taxonomy places the organism in Eukaryota, Fungi, Ascomycota, Sordariomycetes, Hypocreales, Bionectriaceae. The record is from the annotation of a GenBank genome assembly.